Scleropages formosus (Asian bonytongue) is the source of this 1493-nucleotide messenger RNA. RefSeq names its product V-set and transmembrane domain containing 4a (gene vstm4a). Lineage: Eukaryota; Metazoa; Chordata; Actinopteri; Osteoglossiformes; Osteoglossidae. The coding region runs from base 54 to 1151 and encodes 365 amino acids. The record is from RefSeq and is a predicted model, not a curated record. Gene Ontology annotation, cellular component: membrane. The transcript is spliced from 8 exons.
CCCAGCUCCAGUGCAGGAAAUGACAUUUCCUAGAGCGUGCAGGGAGGGGAGCGAUGAGCGCGAGGGUGUUUCUAACUGGGAACAGAGCAGGCACUGUUUCAUAUUACACACAAAACAGGGAAAAAAAAGGAGAGAAGCCCGGGGAGUGCUUUCAUUCGAGCCGUUCAGCUGGGGCAUGGAGCCCGUGGGUCUGCAGAAUGAAUAUUUCUACAGUGUUCUUAGUUCUCCUGACUAGGGCGCUAAUGGCAGAGGUGACUGAGGCCCUGAACGUGACCAUCAUCCCGGGGCCGAUUGCCACAGCUCCCCAGGGGGAGAACACAACGCUCUCCUGCAUGGUAUCCCAGAGAAAGAUGCCUACAAGCUUGCUCGUGGUGCGCUGGCUCUUCUCGCUGGAGGCGGGCCAGGAGCAGCUUAUCGUUCGGCUGAAUGUGCGGCGGGCCGAGUACUACGGCAACUACACCCGGCGCUUCGCCCACCCCAAAGUGAAGUUUUUCCAGGAGAAAGAGGGCGAGACCUACAAUCUGCUGAUUUUGAACAUUUCCAAGGAAGACAGAGGCCACUACACAUGCAAGGUCCAGGAAAUCAGGAAAUACCGCAACCGCUGGAGAGCCUCCUCCAAUGGCACAGCCACCACAGAAUUGAGAGUGCAUGUCUUACCGGUGGCUGAGAGCAGGGAUGGAGUGUGGCGUUUGUUUCAAGACGUGUACCUCUGCGCCGUGCUCAUCUGCUCCACUGGAUUGCUCUGCAUGUUCCUGUUCACGGUGAUCCUCGCGUGCCAGUACCUUCAGAGAAAGCGGCGACUGAAAGCAAAUUACUGUUUGGUCAAGUGUCCACAAAACAGCUCAGGGGAAACAGUUACCAGCAUUCUCAGCUCAUCUCCUGGGAUGGCCAAGAAAGACAAGAAACAUAAGCAGAAGUACAUACAGGCUGCAGAGACACCACCAGAAAUACCAGCCAAAGCACCCAUUGAAGACAAGCUGCGAAAACCCAAACUUUUAAAGGCACAGACAAAAAAGGUUGUUGUGCCGAAGAUUGCAGAGGAGAACCUGACCUACGCCGAGCUGGAGCUGGUCAAACCACAGCCGGAGACUAAAUCCACAAGCACAGGAACCGUGUACGCCCAGAUCCUCUUCCAGGAGAAGCACCUGUGAGCGUGGCUGCACCUUCGCCAAAACUGUGUCUAUUUAUAAAACACCUUCUGCGCCCUCAGUGUUUAUUUUACUGUGCGCGUUCUAACAGAGAGACAUAUGAACUUAACAUAUGUGUACUGAACCAGUGUAAAUAAUAUUUUUACUUGCUUAAAUAAUUUCUAUUUUUAACCCUGUGCAUUUUCAGUUCAGUCUUACACGUUUGCAGUAAUACAGGAAAGGAUUUGCCAGCAUUCACUUACGAAGGGCACAUUCCACAUUACAGGAGAUCCGCGACUGACCGAAGACUACGGUGUGUUAACUUUCUUGUACACCACUUCAGCACUAUCACUCGUAACGUCCUUU